GUGUGUGUGUGUGUGUGUGUGUGUGUGUGUGUGUGUGUGAUGCUGUUCUCCUGUGUUCAGGGCCGCAGGCUGAAGGAGCAGCAGGACGUGGCUGCAGCCGUCAUCCAGAGAUGCUACAGGAAGUACAAACAGUACGCUCUUUACAAGAAGAUGACCCAGGCGGCCAUCUUGAUCCAGUCUAAGUUCCGCUCGUACUACGAGCAGAAGCGGUUCCAGCAGAGCCGGCGGGCGGCCGUGCUGAUCCAGCAGUACUACCGCAGCUACAAGGAGUACGAGAGGCUGAAGCAGGCGCCGCGGGGGGCCGCCAGCCACAACCCCAAGAUCAAGGGGUCGUUCCUGACGAAGAAACAAGACCAGGCAGCGAGGAAGAUCAUGAGGUUCCUGAGACGCUGCAGACACAGGUAUCCCAUAAAU
Molecule: messenger RNA, 414 nt
Organism: Etheostoma cragini (Arkansas darter)
Lineage: Eukaryota; Metazoa; Chordata; Actinopteri; Perciformes; Percidae
Product: calmodulin-binding transcription activator 2-like
Exons: 3
Biological process (GO): regulation of transcription by RNA polymerase II
Cellular component (GO): nucleus
Molecular function (GO): double-stranded DNA binding; transcription coregulator activity; protein binding
Source: RefSeq, a predicted model, not a curated record